CCGUGGGAGACUGCAUUAUAUACUCUGAAAGUCGUGCACAGACCACUUCCCAAUCAAGAAUAUGCGCACGGACCAUUUGGGCGCACAAGGGCGAAAUCCAUAACACGUAAGUUAUGCUCGGUACAUUGACUCCAGCACCGAGUCUCUUCGAAACAGUUACCUCAGAUCGGUAGCAUGGCGCGGUUUGAUGACCUGAUUUCGCAAUCCUACUUAAUCGUUCCAUCCUUCACGUUUGAAUGCGGUACAGAGCUGCAGGAUGUGCCCGUGGCGUACAAGACUUGGGGGAGUCUGAAUGAGGCAAGGGAUAACGUCAUGAUUAUUUGCCACGCAUUUACUGGGAGUGCAGAUGUAGAGGACUGGUGGGGACCCUUAAUGGGUUCAGGAAAAGCCUUCGACCCGAAACGAUUCUUUAUUCUGUGUGCCAAUGUCAUUGGAUCUCCAUACGGUACGGUUUCGCCUAUAUCCACUAACCCGAAGACAGGCAAGCCAUACGGACCGGAAUUUCCUGCGUCGACUAUACGAGAUGAUGUUCGGCUGCACAAACAUGUCCUAGACCAUCUGGGCGUAACAUCUGUCGCAGUAGUCAUUGGAGGAUCCAUGGGGGGCAUGGCUGUCCUCGAAUGGCCCUUGUGCACGCCUCCGAACUACAUUCGUCACGUCAUCCCUCUCGCCACCUCUGCGCGCCACUCUGCAUGGUGCAUUAGCUGGGGGGAGGCCCAGCGCCAGUCUAUUUACAGCGACCCUCACUACGAUGACGGCUACUACGGCUCACAGCCAGCCUCUGGACUCGCGGCAGCACGCAUGGCCGCUUUGCUCACCUACCGUUCUAGGGAUUCCUUCGAGAGCCGUUUUGGGAGGAAGUACCAGCUCACGCAUGACUCACGCCCCCAAUCGCCCGACCCGGUGUCAGCGCACAACGACGGUCAUCGAAACUCACGCAAUGGGGCCCCGUCGCCGCCUCCGAAUAUCUUUUCGGCGCAGAGCUACUUGAGGUACCAGGGGGACAAGUUCACCGCGCGUUUCGAUGCGAAUUGUUACAUCCACAUCACGCGCAAGAUGGAUAUGCAUGAUCUGUCGAGGGGACGGGAGACGCUCGCGAGAGUGCUUUCUACCCUGCCGCCGCGCGCACUGGUGAUUGGAGUCGAAACCGAUGGUCUUUUCACAACGACGGAGCAGCGCGAGAUCGCUGCGCACAUUCCCGAGGCGGAGCUUGUCAUUAUCCCCUCGCCAGAUGGACAUGACGGGUUUCUGCUGGAAUUUGAAGCGAUUAACAGGCACGUGUUGGACUUCUUGAAGAGAGAGUUCCCGGAGGUAUAUGCACUGGAAGUACAUGAGGAGGAAGCGCAGGAUGGAGGAGGCUUCGAGGUGAAGAAAACGAGCCUAUUUGGAGAGGCUGAAGACGAGGUAGAUAUUACAAAGUGGUAGAGAAGAUCUUAGAAAUGUUUUCGGUAUCCUGCCCUCAAUUAUUCUUACUGUUAACAGGUUAUGUG
This is a messenger RNA of Guyanagaster necrorhizus, 1490 nucleotides long. RefSeq names its product homoserine O-acetyltransferase. The record is from RefSeq and is a predicted model, not a curated record. Gene Ontology annotation, molecular function: homoserine O-acetyltransferase activity. The transcript has 3 exons. Gene Ontology annotation, biological process: L-homoserine metabolic process. NCBI's taxonomy places the organism in Eukaryota, Fungi, Basidiomycota, Agaricomycetes, Agaricales, Physalacriaceae. The coding region runs from base 175 to 1425 and encodes 416 amino acids.